AAAUAUAUAACCAGGAUUUGGUAACACGCAGCAAUACAAUCUACGAAGCCAAAUUGAAUUUGUAACCUUAAAUUCAGUCUCUUCUGAUCGAUUUCUCAUAGAUCUAUUCUCAUCUUCAGAGCACGCCAUGGCUUCGUCAUCCGAUCCCUUAAAACAGGAGGCUGUUGUUAGGAAACAAAACAAUAAAGCUCCGUUCAAGUUCCUGGUCCCUCUCAUAUAUGCUCCUGUUCUUCCUCUAAUUCGAAUCGCAUUGAGGAGGAAUCCAGUUCUAAGGGACCGGUUGUUUACUGGUGUUUUGGUUGGUGCAUUUGCUCAUGGGUUUUAUCUGGUUAAAUUUCAGCGCUGUCUUGUCUUCCUCCUGCACUUAAGCCUCUGAAAGGAAUUCAUUUAUGAAGCUAAAAGCUGUGGGUUAGAGGAGCUUGCUUCCUGGUUUUUUAACUCUGCUAUAUUUUUUCUCACUCUAUAUUGGAUUUCACAUAUAUAUUGACUUCUCUUGUAUUAUUUACUUUAAUUCUUAAGUUUCUUCUGGUCCUUCUUUGUAAACAACUGGCUGAUUUUGUGUGCCACCUCUGGCACAUCUUUAUGCAUAAAAUAUUUCUAAA
Mangifera indica (mango) is the source of this 602-nucleotide messenger RNA. RefSeq lists its product as uncharacterized. The coding region runs from base 128 to 376 and encodes 82 amino acids. Lineage: Eukaryota; Viridiplantae; Streptophyta; Magnoliopsida; Sapindales; Anacardiaceae. The record is from RefSeq and is a predicted model, not a curated record. Gene Ontology annotation, cellular component: chloroplast. The transcript is spliced from 4 exons.